AUGGACCUUGGGGCUGAGGCAGAAAGAGAAAACCAAACCAGUGUCCAGCAAUUCCUGCUCCUUGGCUUUCCCGGCUCUUGGUCGUUUCGGCUCUCCCUCGCGGCAGUGUUUUCAAUUCUGUAUUUCCUGUCGGUGAUGGGGAACACAUUUGUGAUUGUCUUAGUGCGGACCCACCCACGACUCCACACUCCGAUGUACUUCCUCCUCUGUAAUCUCUCCUUCCUGGAAAUCUGGUACACCACCGCAUUUGUCCCCAAGGCCAUUGGCGUCAUGCUGGGCACCAGCCAAACCAUCUCCUUCCCCGGCUGCAUCCUGCAGUUGUAUUUCAUCUUCUCACUGGGCUCAUCGGAGUGUCUCCUCCUGGCCGUUAUGGCCUAUGACCGCUAUCUGGCCAUAUGCCACCCUUUGCGUUAUAGCACGCUCAUGAACAUCACCUUCUCUGCUCAGCUGGCCCUCGGAGCUUGGUUGUGUGGGUUCCUGGAGAUCUCCGUUUUGGCAGCUCUAAUAUCCAGGUUGUCCUUCUGCGGCCCCAAUGUCAUCAAUCACUUCUUUUGUGACAUCGAUUCCUGGAUCGCGCUCUCUUGCGCCGACACAAGUCUCGUUGAGCGGGCAACUUUCAUCGUCUCCAUUAACAUCCUUCUGGGCUCAUGCGUGAUAAUCCUGGUCUCCUACAUUUACAUCAUCUCCACCAUCUUGAGAAUCCCGUCGGCCCAAGGUCGGCAAAAGGCCUUUUCCACCUGCUCGGCCCACCUCACCGUCGUGACACUAUGGUACGGCUCCACCAUUUUUCUGUAUGUCAAGCCUUCAGCACAGAACUCAUUGGAUCUUAACAAAAUAGUCAACAUCUUUAAUACGAUUGUGACACCGAUGUUAAACCCUUUCAUUUAUACACUGCGGAACAAAGAGGUGAAGCGAGCCCUGGAAAAGGCCAUCAGGCGGAUGUGA
This is a messenger RNA of Pelodiscus sinensis (Chinese soft-shelled turtle), 945 nucleotides long. RefSeq names its product olfactory receptor 6F1-like. The record is from RefSeq and is a predicted model, not a curated record. Gene Ontology annotation, biological process: G protein-coupled receptor signaling pathway. Gene Ontology annotation, cellular component: membrane. Lineage: Eukaryota; Metazoa; Chordata; Testudines; Trionychidae. Gene Ontology annotation, molecular function: G protein-coupled receptor activity; olfactory receptor activity.